This is a messenger RNA of Porites evermanni, 1988 nucleotides long. NCBI's taxonomy places the organism in Eukaryota, Metazoa, Cnidaria, Anthozoa, Scleractinia, Poritidae. The record is from the annotation of a GenBank genome assembly.
AAUUACCAUGAUUGUCUGAGUGACGUAGAAGCUGCGACAGCACUACAGCCAUCUUAUCUCAAGGCGAUUAUCAGAGGUGAAAAGGAAUAUCAGUAGAACACCUGAAUUUUAAAAUUUCCUCCAUUUAAUCAUUUCAAAUGAGUCGACUUUUUUUCACUAGGGGCGAACACCUGUUUAAAGUUGAAGAAGUUUGAAGAAGCCAUCAUCUGGUGCGACAAAGGAUUAGACGUAUCCUUUCUUUAUCCUGUUCAGAGACCUUCUAUUUUCUCUUUUGAGAUCUUCGUGUGCGCGCACGAAAAUAGAAACUGUGAGAGAUUUAUUAAGCCUUAACGCACUGGAUAAAUUACUCAAACCAAAAGAAAGGAAAAAAAGUGUGUCGACAGGCUAUCUUUUCUUAGAAGAGUAAAUACAAAUCCCUGACCGCACAAAUUAUUACUUCCUCUAUUUUACUAGAUCAAUAUCUCUUAAUACAGCUGGUUUAAAUAUUAAGUGACUUGAUGGACGCGCCCUGACGUCUCACAAAAAGAGUAUCCAUUUAUAUACACGUACAAAACGGAUUACCGAACCAUUUCUCCAAUUGCUGCUGCUGCUACAAAACUGCCGCCAGCCAAGUUUAUGGUAUAAGCAGAUUAUUUUCUAUCCCCUUAACUCUUGUAAGAUUGACAAGGACAACCACGAUCUGUUGGAGAUAAAGACCUGUUCUUUCAUAGAAGGCGAACACAUUUUAACACAGGAAGGUGAUAAACCAGCAAAAGAAGAGAGCGAUCCACCAACAAACCCAAGACCUCUUGAUCGCACAUGUAAGUAAAAUCCAAACAGGAAGCGUACUUGUAAUAACCAGGGUCUUUACUUCAAGUCGAUCUACAAUUUGCCAGGCAUCAAAUGUUAUGUUUUGUUCUCUGGCUUUGACUAAUUCAUACUGGCAGAACUCAAAACCGCUCUGUAUAUAUUUUUAUUUCAGCAAUAGCAGAAACUCACAAAAAUGCCGGCAAUGAUGCAUUUAGUAAAGAUGAUUUUGUCAAGGCUAUCAACUCGUACACAGAGGGAAUUGAAGUAAAAUGCAAGGAUGAGGAUCUGAAUGCCAAAUUGUACAACAACAGGGCAUCAGCCCAUUAUCACUUGGGUAAAGUAUCAUUCAUAUUAACUCAGCGUAUUGCCAACAUUGCAUUUUGUUCCGUAUCCAACAUUCCAUUGUCUAUUCUGCAUCCGGGCCCUUUUACGUAACGACACUCCUGGAAUCUCAAUUCAACUGUCUCUGUUGGCUCUAUUGAUGUUAUCAGGGUGAAGUCUUAUGUCCUAUUAUCAUCUCUUGGUUAUGCGGACGACCUCGGAAGCCUAAGGGAGAAACAGUGGGGAAGGGGGGUGGGGUCUCUGUAGAGAAUUUAGACCUCAUCUCGAAGAGCUUAGUUCCUGGUCUCAUUUGCGUGUUUAUUAACAGCUCAAGUCUGGAGUCCCUGAAAACCGUAUGUCCGUUUUAUGUGCCGUAAUAGGUUCAACUCAUGCAUGCAUCUUCCCUUUCCGCCAAUGCAUACUUCGCUGCAUUCGCAAGGAAUCUUAUAAAAUACUCACAAUCUUGCUUUCGUGGGUUACUAAACUAUUCUUAAAUCACAUUAAGUGUUUUGCCUUGUCCAAUUUGAAAACACCUCGAGCGUAGGCAAGGUACAUAGAGUCUAUAAAGUAGGCGCUGCCCCCUCAGUUCGAGCGGAUUAUUCUUUUUAAUGUGGGUAUAAUAAAACUCUUUUCCAGGAUAUUAUCCAGAUUGUCUAAGUGACGUAAAAGCUGCGACAUCACUACAGCCGUCUUAUCUCAAGGCGAUUAUCAGAGGUGAAAAUGAAUCUCAGUUGAGAACUUGAAUUUUUCCUAAAACAAUGAUUUCAAACGAGUCAAUUUUUUUUUCACUAGGAGCGAACACCUGUUUAAAGUUGAAGCAGUUUGAAGGAGCCAUCAUCUGGUGUGAUAAAGGACUUGCCGUAUCCUUUCUUUACCCU